Molecule: messenger RNA, 744 nt
Organism: Ochlerotatus camptorhynchus
Lineage: Eukaryota; Metazoa; Arthropoda; Insecta; Diptera; Culicidae
Exons: 1
Coding region: 1-744 (247 amino acids)
Source: RefSeq, a predicted model, not a curated record
AUGUUGACCGAUGUUUCAUUCAACCGUCCACGAGAAGUGGAAAUGCUGAUUGGUGCCGAACAUUUCUUCAACAUUCUGAAGCAAGGCCAAAUCAAACUUGCCGACUACCUGCCUACCUUGUAUGAAACGCAGUUCGGAUGGGUCGUGGUUGGCUUGUACGAGGAAACGCAAGAAGAUUCUCCAGUAUGUGUCAACCUUGCUGUGACCGAUGGAUUGGAAGAAUGCUUGCAGCGGUUUUUCGACCAAGAGGAAAUCGCUGAACCAGCAAUGAUGACGAGUGAAGAAGAACGCUUCGAAGAACAUUUCAAACGGACUUAUCGUCGUAAUGAUGAUGGACAAUUCGUUGUCCGGCUACAAUUCCGUGAAUCAGUGGACCAGUUGAAAAGUUCCAGAUCCCUGGCGUUGAAACAAUUCCUGUUGUUGGAGAAAAGAUUGGCACGAGAUCCUGACCUGAAGGCUCAGUAUGCGGAGUUCAUCGACGAAUACCAAUCGUUGGGUCACUGCCGUGAAGUGAGGGAGGAAGAAGAUCCUCCUGGCCUACAGUCGUACUAUCUGCCGCAUCACUGUGUCUUCAAGCCAUCCAGUAGCAGCACAAGAUUUCGUGUUGUGUUUGACGCAACAGCCAAAGCGAGUGAACUGUCCCAGAAUGACGUACUAAUGACUGGAACCAGCAGCCAAAGUGACCUGUUCAGCAUCGUACUACGUUUCCGAACCCAUACCUACGUGUUCACCGUACACAGAUAA